Molecule: messenger RNA, 7949 nt
Organism: Hypanus sabinus (Atlantic stingray)
Lineage: Eukaryota; Metazoa; Chordata; Chondrichthyes; Myliobatiformes; Dasyatidae
Product: histone-lysine N-methyltransferase NSD2-like
Exons: 23
Coding region: 176-4558 (1460 amino acids)
Biological process (GO): regulation of DNA-templated transcription
Cellular component (GO): chromatin; nucleus
Molecular function (GO): histone H3K36 methyltransferase activity; protein binding
Source: RefSeq, a predicted model, not a curated record
CGUCGUCAGCCAAUAGGAAGCGAGAAUUUUCGCGCUGAUUGGCUUCGUUGAAGAAGAAGGAGGAUGAUGAGGAUGAGGGAGUGAAGGAGUUACUGUACUCAUUGAAAGUACAGUAACCCCCGUUCGUGAGGAUGCGCCCAUAACAGUGAUUUGAAUUUGGCAACAUCGGGGGAGCAUGGCUCAGCCCUAUCGACUUCCGAAGAAUGUAAUUGGGAGUUCCCAGUCAAUGGCACAGGAAUUGAUUAAUCCCAUUUCUAUAAAACAAGUUCCAGAGAUCCUCGGUAUUACUAAUAAGAAGACUCAAAAUGGUGAAGUAGAUUCUGAGCUCUCCAUAUUGACUGACAAAGCUGUCACACCUUUAUCAGCAGCUCUUCAGGAUGGAGUCAUACAUCGAUUAAAUGGACAUGAUGCAACUACUGCUUGCCGGUCAUCAGACAAAUUAAAGGAUUUGACCUCUCUUAUGUUAAAUGGAGAUUCUGGCAUGCCAAGUGUAGUGGAAGAAUCGCCAUCUCCACAUGCCUCUUCUCCAGUUGAAUGCUCUACAGAAAAUAGAGGGAAUAAAACACCACCUCGAACAACACCUAAAAAGAGUGGUUCACCAGAAAUUAAGUUGAGAAUUACUAAAACAUACUUGAAUGGAAAGCCGCUAUUUGAAUCCUCACUUUGUGGAGAUCUUCAGAUAGGUGACUUUGAGUCUACACGGCAGGAACAACAAGAGAAAGAUGAGGAGCAAGAAAAAAAUCAAGACAAACGGAAAAGAAAGAAAAGUGUGAAAUAUGAUGCUUUGCUUGAACAAAGUCUUUCUGAGCUGGCACUUGUAUCCAAGACAUCCAGUUCUCCUGAUGAACGAUUAAAGGUUGAAGAAGACCAAGUGAAUGAAGAAGAUAAAGAUGAAGACACCAAGGAGAAGGAUGUGCCAGUGAAAUACGAUGUUGGGGACAUGGUGUGGUCAAAAGUAUCUGGUUAUCCUUGGUGGGCUUGUAUGAUUUCCUCAGACCCUAUCUUGGGUACCCACACAAAAGUAAAAGUUGUGAGUAAGUCUACUUGUCGUCAGUACCACGUUCAGUUUUUUGGAGAAGCUCCAGAAAGAGCCUGGAUUUUUGAAAAGAGUAUGAUACCCUUUUUAGGUGCUCAUCAGUAUGAUGAGUUAAUCCAGGAGAGUGCCAAACAUGCAAGUUCAAAGGCAGAGAAAAACAAGCUUCUAAAACCAAUUCCUGCCAGAAUUCGCCUUCAAUGGGAUAUAGGCAUUGCACAAGCUGAGAAUGCCCUGGCAAUGACCCCUGAGAAUCGAAAGGCUAAAUAUACCUUUGUUUAUGAUUGUGAUCGUCCAUUAUUACCACCUCAGGUUGCUAAAGAGGCUGGUGUUCCUGUUGAACUUGUAGAGAACAGUAAGUGGCCAACUGAAGAUUUGCCAGCUCCAAAAGACGGUCUCUCAAGCAGUAAAGGAGCAAGGAGAAGAAAUGGCGCACCAAAUAAAAGGCGCUGUUCAAAAGGAUAUGAACGUAAGAUCCCUUCAAAAGAGUGUUUAACUAGGACUGUGGAUUCUACUGAAGGUUCUGCUCAAAGUUAUUCAAUUGACAGGACAUCUUGUAGAUCAUCAGAUUCUGAGAGUUGUGCAAGCUCCCCCAUGGCUAAGCGAAAACAUGGAGUAGCCAGUCAGCGGACCAGGAAGUGUGACACUGUCCUUGCUCAGUUCAUGGCCUUCUGUCAGAAACACAGAGAUGAGUUAACUGAAGAACGUCCAGAUGCUUCUGCUGAGGAGAUUGAAGAGUUGCUUGAGUCUCAGUGGGCUUUGCUGAGUGAUAAACAGCGAGCACGUUACAAUACCAAGUUCUCUAUAGUUACUCCAGUUACAGAGCACAAAUCACCUUCAUCAGGUUCAAGUUUUCGAACAGGAUCACCUGGGCCCACUAGACGCAGAGUUCUACAGGACUCUCCAAAAAGAACAACUAGAUCUAGUGUGACCUCAGAAUCAACUAGACAAAGAAGGAUAUCCAGAAAAGUAAUAGAUUACAGAGAAGACUCCCCAGAACGGAUCAGCACCAGUAAGAGAUUAAAGCGAAGCUAUCAUGAGGAUGAAAAGUAUGAUUUCAGUAAAACCGAUCAGGCAGAAGCAUGUGGAAGUGAUGGUAUUGAGGCUGGAGAAACAUUGCCCACUUAUACCAACACGUCCCAAAGCAGUCAAUCAGAAAUAAGCAAACUCUCUGAUGCAUGUAAACCACUGAAAAAACGAAGCAGAGCAUCAACUGCUGAGACCGUGGUGCCAGCUGUCAGCAAGAAUCCAUCUCCUCUAACUGUAUUAACAGAAAAUGAGACAUCAUUUGAUGGACAACAGGAGUCGGGAGAUGAAAGUGCAGAUGAGACUCCAACAGAGGUUUCAUCUGUAUCAUCCAAAAAAUCGCAAGGAGAACGAGGGGGCAGUGGUGCAGCUAGGAAAGAAGGAGUUUGUCAGGUGUGUGAGAAUUCUGGAGACCUGCUGUUUUGUGAGGGACAGUGUUAUGGGGCGUUCCACUUGGCUUGUCUUGGGCGGUCUAAAUUACCUCAAGGCAAAUUUAUGUGUAGGGAAUGCACAUCAGGUGUUCACACUUGCUUUGUUUGCAAGAAGAAUGGGCCUGAUGUUAAGCGUUGUAUUGUUCCUCUCUGUGGAAAGUUCUACCACGAAGACUGUGUCAGAAAAUACCCUCCAACUGUGUUCGAAAACAAGAGAUUUCGAUGUCCCCUGCACACUUGUAUCAGCUGUCAUGCCAUAAAUCCCUCCAACCCAAGGCCAACAAAAGGGCGAAUGAUGCGUUGUGUUCGAUGUCCUGUGGCCUUUCAUGGAGGGGAGACCUGUAUUGCAGCUGGGUCUGUGAUUCUGACAGCCAACAGUAUCAUUUGCACCAAUCAUUUUUCUCCAAAGAAGGGUUAUACACAUCAUGCUCAUGUCAAUGUUAGCUGGUGUUUUGUCUGUUCAAGAGGGGGAAGUCUUCUAUGUUGUGAGUCCUGUCCUGCAGCAUUUCACCCAGAAUGUCUUAACAUUGACACCCCUGAGGGGAGUUGGUAUUGCAAUGACUGCAAGGCAGGCAAGAAGCCACGCUACAAAGACAUCAUCUGGGUAAAGCUUGGAAGCUACAGAUGGUGGCCUGCAGAAAUAUGUCACCCAAGGAACGUUCCUACAAAUAUUCAAAAUAUGAAACAUGAGAUUGGCGAAUUUCCUGUUCAUUUCUUCGGAUCAAAUGACUACUUUUGGACCCACCAGGCACGUGUAUUUCCUUAUGUGGAAGGCGAUAAGGGAAGCAAAGACAACAAAAUAAAAGGCCUCAGCAAGGCCUUUAGAAAAGCUUUAGAAGAGGCAGCAGAACGCUUUCAGGAUCUUAAAGCUCAGAGGGAAACCAGGGAAGCACAAGAAAAUGAACGCAAUGGGAGAAAGCCUCCGCCAUAUAAACACAUAAGGGUCAAUAAACCAUUUGGCAAAGCACAAAUUUACACGGCUGAUAUUUCAGAAAUCUCGAGAUGUAACUGUAAACCAACUGAUGAUCAUCCUUGCGGCCUGGAUUCAGAGUGCUUGAACAGAAUGUUAAUGUACGAAUGUCAUCCUGCUGUAUGCCCAGCUGGUGCACGAUGCCAAAACCAGUGUUUUAGCAAAAGGCAGUAUCCUGAGUCGCAGGUUGUCAAAACUGCUGGAAAAGGCUGGGGUCUCAUUACAAAGACUGACAUAAAGAAAGGAACAUUUGUUAAUGAAUAUGUGGGAGAGGUAAUAGAUGAAGAUGAAUGCAGAGCAAGAAUCCGGUUUGCACAAGAACAUAACAUUGCCAAUUUCUACAUGCUCACUAUUGACAAGGAUCGAAUAAUAGAUGCUGGGCCUAAAGGGAAUUACUGUCGCUUCAUGAACCACAGUUGCCAACCCAAUUGUGAGACACAAAAGUGGACAGUGAAUGGAGACACUAGAGUUGGGUUGUUUUCUCUCUGUGAUAUCUCAGCAGGGACUGAACUCACCUUUAAUUAUAACCUAGAUUGCCUUGGCAAUGAGAAGACAGUAUGCAAGUGUGGUGCACCAAACUGUAGUGGUUUCCUAGGGGUCAGACCCAAGAAUGCAAGCAAUGGUUCAGAUGAUAAAGGAAAAAGGCGGAAAAAGAAAAUUCGAAAACGCAAGUCAAAGAAUGAAGGGAAAAAAGCACAUGAGGAUGAAUGCUUCCGCUGCAGAGAUGGAGGAGAGCUUGUACUCUGUGAUAGAAAAGCGUGUUCAAAGGCAUAUCAUUUGUCCUGCCUUAGCCUUACAAAGCCUCCAUUUGGAAAGUGGGAAUGCCCAUGGCACCACUGUGAUGUCUGUGGAAAGCCGUCUGUUGUAUUUUGCCAAUUCUGCCCCAACUCUUUCUGUAAGGAUCACGAGGAAGGUACAAUGUUCAAGUCCACGUUAGAUGGACUUGCUUGCUGCUGCGAACAUGACCACUGCAACAUGGCGGAACCGCUCGAACGAUGCAAAAACCUGGACAUCUAUCCUUCUCCGAAUGAGACAGUUAAAUUGGAGUCCAAGAACCCCAAAACCAGCAAUCGUACACCAGUAAACAAAGCACAGUGAAUUUACUUGAACUGUAGACACUGUUGAUGUAUACUACCAAUGACAUUCUUCACAGAUUGUCACACAAGAACUCUUUGCAGGAAAGGACAUUCUUGAUUCCACUGAGCCAUCUCCAGCAGUUCCUAACUGCAUCUGCACUGAUAACUUAAAACUGUGGCUACGUAACUCAGCAACCAGCACAGCAAAACUACACAGCAUUACAUUAACACUGGGAAUCUUCCUCCUAUUGAACAAUGAAAAUAGGAGAAAAAAAUUAAAGAUCAAAAUACAAAUUGGUAUUGAAACUAGAAAUUAAUAGCAUUUAUGAAUCAUUAAGUGUUAUCAAUAUGAUACUUAAAAUGACACUAUUAGUUGCUCUUCAUUGUGUUUAUAUGCGUUAGUGUAGUUUACAUUGAUAGUUCAGUACCUUUUGUAACCCUGAUGGUCAUUAUUGCAGUGCAUAAUCACUCGUGUUCAACAUUUUAAAAUAUCUUCAGGGUUUUUGAACUGUUAAAUGUGUGACCACAGGGACUGAAACUGUAUUACUGCGGCCAGUAAAUGCAGCAAUUGAGGGUCUUUUACUGGAAAUUUUCUAGUCAGUUUUUUUUAUUUAAACCAACUAUAAUAACAGCAAAUACAAGUUCUGUUUAGUCAGAUAUGUACCAAACUGUGGACCAUGUUCACUUUAAUUGAAAAUGUUUAGAUUAGUGUUCAUGUGUUACCUCUUGUUUUUGUUCUUGUUCAUCCUUUAGAGGUUCCAUAUCUUUUAAAAUUUUGUCCUUGCAACAUCACAGGAUAAAGAUACCAACUGCAUAUAGAUUCAAGACACGUAACAUUUAACUCCACGUUGUCCAAGGCAUUGUUUGCAGAACUUGAUCUUACUAGUUUUAACAUUUUAUACACCAUCUAUUCCCAUAACACUGUAGCUCCAGCAAAGGUCCAAGAGUAGUCCAUUACACAUUGGAGGGCUUUAGAUUAAGUGGUUAUGUUUAUUUAUCCCAGAUGUCAACAAAGAAUGUCGUGUUAGCUUUAAAUGUAUCUUAUUGUGUGAUUAGAAUAUUGUCAAUAAUGUUACCCUGUGUCUUCAUUCAGUAGCAGUGGUUACUCAUAUUGAGACUACCUUAAGGGAUGGUAAAUGAAAUUCAUAGGGUUGGUGUGAGAGUAAAAUGUAUUUCAUGACUGAAUGAUGGUAGAGCAGGUUUGCAUCUCACUGAGCAUGAUUUCCUAUUCCUGCGAUAUUGUGUUAUCUUGCAUCAGUGUAGGGAUUCUUUCUCUUACUACAGUUUACAUCAUGAUGUUUGGACUCACUGAGCACAUAAUCUAAACCUUCAAAAUCAGAGCUGAAGCCUCUGUUACUAGUUCACACAGAAUGUUAAGUUAUUAGGAAAUAGAACUUUUCCCUGGUUAACUCUGUUUGCAUGCUACAGGAAGAAGAUUAGUACACUGCCGCAACACCAGUAAAAUUUUGUACAGUAAUUCAUGUUGGAAAGUUACUUUUCCAUUUAUGUAGAUGAACAUUUUUUAACAUUAAUUACUGAGAUGUUCCUAAUACAAUGAAAUAAUAAGAUUAGGUGGGGAAAGAAUUGCCAUGGUGCAAUUUAGCAAAAUGAUUAAUCAGAAAUCCAGCCAAAUUUAUUCAAAGAUUCUGACUUUUGAAUUCAGUGGCAUUGUUCACUUUUCAGCUGACAACCUAAUGAAUUUCAUUUUCUAUGCCUUUGGAAAUAAUUUCAAAUUAUGGCCCUCACUUGUGAGGGGCUACAUUGUUAUAACUAUGUUGUACAGUACAAAUGUGUACCUGGAAAUUAGCCUCUGAUUGUAAUAUACAACUUGCUAUUGUCAACACAUUGUAUUCUGCCUUUGAAAUUAAUUCCAUUGCAUUGAAUAGAAUGAAUUCUGGAGGCAAAGUAGAACAUGCUAAUUUGACCAUUUAGCAAUACUGCCCGAGGAUUUAAUUUCUAGGAAAUCUUUAAGUCCCUAUGUGUGUAGCAAAUGUUUAUACUCAGUGCAUACUGACUUGUAGUAAGUAAUUUAAAUCUUGGGAAUUAAGUGCUGCAUUUAUAUAUAGCGAGCUCAAUGGGUAGAAUUUAGCUUAUACCCAUAAAAUAGUUUCAAAUUCUGAAAGUUCUGGGUGAAGGAGGUAUAAGAUGUUUGAAAUGGGUACUUCUAAUUUGAAUCCAGCUGUGAGUGAAUUGAUUGGAGUUAAUUUACAGGGUACUUGGUUGUUUUGGAAUAAAAGUUUCCCACUAUUGUGCCACAAAAAUGGACUUUGCUGUCCUCGGAUUCCCUAGAGACUCCAACACAGCAACCUGAACCAGGUUCCAAGGCACUUGAAAACUGGAGACAAUGCCCUUAAACCUAAGCCGAUUAAUAAGCCUUCUGUCAAAUAUACAUGAUCAUCAUUGGCCAUAAUGUGCAAUAUCUAAAUAUAUGGUUAAAAGUGUGCAUGUGCAAUUGGCAUGAGAAGCAGACCUGAAAUCAUCUAUUCAUAGUGGAUGGAAAAUUUGGGCAAAUGUGAAUCAUGGUAAUGCACUGAGUAGUUACCAGUACGAUUUCUCUUUUUUUUUUGCUCAGGUAUUAAAAAUGGCUUGAUUGUUGAGUUCAAGUUGUAAGCUAUUGCUGUCACCUGUCUGAUGAGUAGAAAUAAUAGAUUCCCAUAAGAGCAGAGGGCAAAUACUCAGGAAGGCCUUGCAAGUCUCUAUAAUUUAUGGGUAUAAAAAUAGGUACAAUGAAGAACAGUUUUUAAGGAAAUAAUAAUAUCAGACUUCUGGAAUAGGUGCUUAAAUUGGGUUUAUGGCCUUCUUUAUAUGUGGAUGAAGUACCCAAUAUCAGUCUUGGAUUUCACAAAUGACAAGAGUCAGGAGAUAGGCAUUUAACUUUUACCAUUUUAGGAUUCUUCACUAGGUCAAGGUCAGUAUUUGGGGGCGGGGAAUUAGAGUAGAGAUAGGAAUUUUGAUUGUGAUACAUCUUGCAUAAUACCAACUGGAUUGAAAAAUGACUUCAAAUUCACUUUCACUCUAGGUGAUACUGGGUGAUACUUUGUCCAAUGCACAAAAUCCACACAUAGCUACUGCCACUAAAAUAGGAUGCCAGUUCAUUGCAUGCAGUUCAAAUUACUGCCUUGAUCUAAUUUCACUUUAACAGACUUGACCUCACCAGUUAUUGAAACUUACAAUUUGAUCAAUAUGCAAAAUUGAAUAAGAAUUGGUUUAUUUAGAAAGGGUUAUGGUAUAAUUUCUUCAACUCAUCUGUAUAUGUUUAAAUCAACCAGGUAACAAUUACAUGUCUUGAAUUCAUAAUCUUAUUGAUGGGACAUUGCGUAUUGAAGCUGCUGUAUGCUUUUGACUGUGCACACCUCAACAAGAUUUUAUUUUUUAAGUUUUGUAUUAAAAGACUUGGAUACCUAGAAUUGCAA